AAUCACAAUCAAUUGAAAAUUUCAAUGUGAAAUUCCAUUAAAUUCUCCACAAGAUUUAUAUUCGAGAAGAUGCGGCCCGAAAUUCGUUAGCCCUAAUAGUAUGAAUUUAGCUUCAAGAAUUGGAGAAAAGUUUAUUUUUCGUUGAGCUAGUUAAAAUACUGGUUUUGGAAAUGUUGUAGAUAGUACGGUGAAUGUUAAGGACAAUGUGCAAGGUGGUGAAGAAGCAAUUGUUUUAAAUAUGGUUGAUGUUGUGGAUGAAGCACAGGACAGGGAUGGCCAGAAAGCUAGUUCUCCUAAAAGAUCCCUUGCAGGAAAUGGAGGGGAUAACUUUGAGCCACAUGAUAGUGUUGAAUUUGAAUCGCAUGAGGCAGCAUAUUCGUUUUAUCAAGAGUAUGCCAAGUCGAAGGGGUUCACCACCUCAAUAAAAAACAGUCGUCGCUCAAAGAAAACCAAAGAAUUCAUUGACGCUAAAUUUGCAUGUUCAAGAUAUGGAAUCGCACCAGAAUCAGAUAGCAGUAGUAGUAGACGUCCAAGUGUGAGAAAGACGGAUUGUAAAGCCAGCAUGCAUGUGAAGAGAAAUCGAGAUGGAAAUUGGUAUAUCCAUGAAUUUAUAAAGGAGCACAAUCACGAGCUAUUACCUGCCUUAGCGUAUCAUUUCCAAAUUCAUAAGAAUGUUAAAUUAGCUGAAAAGAAUAAUAUUGACAUUUUGCACGCGGUUAGUGAACGGACAAGAAAGAUGUAUGUUGAGAUGUAUAAACAAUCUGGUGGACUUCAAAAUCUAGGCAUCAUAAAGAAUGAAUUUGAUCAUCAAUUUGAUAAAGGUAGGUACUUGGAAUUAGAAGAGGGGGAUGCAACAUUCAUGCUCAAUUAUCUUAUGCGAUUCCAAAAACAGUAUCCUAGUUUCUUUUAUGCAGUUGAUUUGAAUGAAGAUCAGGUUCUGAGAAACUUGUUCUGGGUUGAUGCCAAAAACAGGAAAGACUAUAUCAGCUUCAAUGAUGUUGUUUUAUUGGAUACCAGUUAUAUGAAAAGCAAUGAGAAGAUGUCAUUUGCUCCAUUUGUAGGGGUGAACCAUCAUUUUCAGCCCAUGUUGCUUGGGUGUGCCUUGUUGGCAGAUGAAACUAGACCAACAUUUGUCUGGUUAAUGAAGACUUGGCUCAGAGCAAUGGGUGGGCAAGCUCCUAAAGUCAUAAUCACUGAUCAAGACAAAGCUCUGAAAUCAGCUAUUGAAGAAGUUUUCCCGUAUUCACGUCAUUGCUUUUCUCUUUGGCAUAUACUGGAAAGAAUCCCUGAAACUCUUGCUCAUGUAAUCAAGCAGCACAAAAAUUUUAUGAAAAAAUUCAAUAAAUGCAUAUUCAAGUCAUUGACGGAUGAAAAGUUUGACAUGAGGUGGUGGAAGAUGGUCAGCAGAUUUGAACUGCAAGACAAUGAAUGGUUUCAUUCAUUAUAUGUAGACCGCAAAAAGUGGGUUCCCACCUUUAUGAGGAAUACUUUUUUGGCUGGAUUGUCUACAACUCAGCGAAAUGAAAGUGUCAUCUCUUUCUUUGAUAAAUACAUUCACAGGAAAAUCAGUCUGAAAGAAUUUGCGAAACAAUACGGUAUGAUACUUAAAAAUAGGUUUGAAGAGGAAGAGUUAGCAGACUUUGAUACUAACCACAAACAGCCAGCGCUAAAGUCGCCUUCUCCUUGGGAAAAACAAAUGUCGAGCAUUUUUACACACACAAUAUUCAAGAAAUUUCAAGUUGAGGUUUUGGGGGUGAUAGGUUGCCAUCCUAAGAAGGAAAGUGAGAAUGGAACUCAUAUUACUUUCAGAGUUAAUGACUGCGAAAAGACAGAGAAUUUUAUGGUUACAUGGAAUGAGGCAAAUUCAGAGGUUUCUUGUUCAUGCUUUCUGUUUGAAUAUAAAGGUUUUCUUUGCAGACAUUCAAUGAUUGUCCUUCAAAUGUGUGGCCUUUCAAGCAUCCCAUCUCAAUAUAUUAUGAAGAGGUGGACGAAAGAUGCCAAAAACAGUCAUUCGUUGAUAGAGGGAACCGAAAGAACACAAACUAGGGUGCAGAAGUACAAUGAUAUAUGCAAACGUGCUAUUGAAUUGGCUGAAGAAGGUUCAAGAUCUGAGGAGAGUUACAGUAUAGCUUAUCGUGCAUUAGGUGAAGCACUGAAGAACUGUGUGAAUGUUAACAGAAGUGCUGCUGAUUAUAGCAGCAAUGCUACUUCUCUUUGUUGUGCUGAAGAAGAGAAUCAGAUAGUCCAGGCUACCAAAACAAAUAAGAAGAAGAGUACAAACAAGAAAAGAAAGUUACAAUCAGAGCCAGGAGCUAUAGUUGUUGAGGCUCAAGGCAGCUUGCAAGAAAUGGUAAGUUAUACAGUAACCUAGACAGUCCUUGUGAAA
Molecule: messenger RNA, 2386 nt
Organism: Olea europaea var. sylvestris
Lineage: Eukaryota; Viridiplantae; Streptophyta; Magnoliopsida; Lamiales; Oleaceae
Product: protein FAR-RED IMPAIRED RESPONSE 1-like
Exons: 3
Coding region: 239-2371 (710 amino acids)
Biological process (GO): regulation of DNA-templated transcription
Molecular function (GO): zinc ion binding
Source: RefSeq, a predicted model, not a curated record